UUUUUGUGUGAUGUAAACAAAUUCCAAAAAUUGAACGCAUGCAGACCAUCGCGAAAUUGAACAAUUUAUUUUCUCCCUCUCGUACCGGUGUGUAUCAAUUAUUAGAUAAUCAGAUCGCUGAAAAAUCUGUUUUUAUCGAAUGUCAAGAAGAUUUUCGAUUCCAAAUGCAACUGUAAGUUGAUCAACUUGGUUAGUCAGAAGAAUAAAGGUUAUCCUUGGAUUACCCUUUGUUAGAGCUCAACAUGUCCAAGGACAUCCGGUCCUUUUUCAAUGCCAGUCCUAAAGCUGCCACAAGUAAACUAUCAAGUAAAACCAAUGGUAUCGCAAAUACAAAGAAGAAGAAACGGGCUGUAAUUGAAUCAGACUCGGACGAAGAAGCACCUCCAAUUGUUGUCAAGAAACCCAAGCAAAAUGAAGUCAAAAAGAAAACCGAGACUACUUCAAAGUAUUUUCCAGCAAAUGCAAAAGAUGUCUUUGGUAGCGAUCCAGUAAAACGAGUUUCUAGGAGCCCUGUCAAGAAGAAAGCGAGGACGGAUGAGUUGAAGAUCGAAGAGCAUGAUGAUUCCGAUUUUGAAGCUGCCCUUCUACAGUUAGAUGUAGAGCAAGAGGAGUAUAAUCAACUAUUGAAAACAAGCAGCAGUCACAAAAAUGGUGAAUCAUCAAAGACUGCAUCACCAGAAAAAUCCAAGGAAUCACCAGAAAAAUCCAAGAAAUCACCUUCUAAACCGGAGGAAUCACCUUCUAAAUCUAUUGUCAGGAAGGAUGAACAGAAAAAGGAAUCGCCGAGUAAAACUGAUUCACCAAAACGAGAGUCUAGCCGUAUCCGUAAUAAGUCUGAAUGUUCUACAAAGGAGUCACCCAUUAAAAAAGAGUCCCCACCAAAGAAGAGAGGCUCUUUGAAAAAGGAAGUGAUUUCCGAAGAUGAGGAAGAGGACAACAGAAAAGUGUCUCCAGCUAAGAGAAACUCCCCUACUAAGAAAGAAACUUUGAAGGAGAGUCCUAUGAAGAAGUUAGAAGUGCCUAAAGUUUCGUCUGAGUCAAAAGUCAGAUCGAAAUUACAAGCUUUUGCUAAAACUGGAUCAAAAUCUGUUUCAGAACCCGAAGCAAAGAGGGUCAAGGUAGAGGAGGAGAAGCAGUCUUCAAUCAAGAAAGAAACACUCCUGUCUUCGUCAGAAACACCGAGCUCUCAAAGCUCCGGUUAUGAAAGUUCAGGCUCUAUCAGUUCUGGCACUCAACCUAGCUCUUCAAACCCUAGCACAGUACCUACCCCUGUGCCUAUCAAUGAUCAGUUGUGGGUGGAAAAGUACAAGCCACAAUCAGUAAAGAACAUUGUCGGCCAGCAAGGACCCAAAAGUUGUGUUGCUAAACUUAUGAAUUGGCUGCAAAAUUGGCACAAGAAUCAGUUUGGUGGGAGGAAACUUGUCCGUCCGAGUCCUUGGGCUAAAGAUGAUGAUGGUGCCUAUUUCAAAGCUGCACUCUUGUCUGGGAGACCCGGUGUAGGUAAAACAACAACAGCUCACUUGGUAUGCAAAGAACUUGGUUUUGAUAUGGUUGAGUUCAAUGCUUCAGAUACUCGUUCCAAAAGGCUUUUGCAUGAGGAAGUUACCGAAUUACUCUCCAGCAAAUCUUUAAAUCCAUAUUUCUCAGGUGGCAAGGCUGUUACAAGUAAACAUUGCUUAGUCAUGGAUGAGGUGGACGGAAUGGCAGGAAAUGAGGAUCGUGGAGGCAUGCAAGAACUGAUCCAGCUUAUCAAAACAUCUAAAGUUCCUAUUAUUUGUAUGUGUAACGACAGAAGUCACCCAAAAAUGCGGAGUCUCCUCAACUAUUGUUUUGAUCUCAGCUUCUCCAGGCCUCGAAUUGAGCAACUGCGGGGUGCCAUGAUGUCAAUUUGCUUCAAGGAAAAGUUAAAACUCCCGAAAGAUGUCCUCGAUAAUAUCAUAACCAAUUGCGAGCAGGAUAUCCGAUUGAUUUUGAAUCACCUUUCCAUGCUUGCUGCAAACAAUUUAACAGACAUAGAAGCCAUCAAAAAACACACAAAACUAGGACCAUGGGAUGUUUUACGGAAGGUGUUCUCUGCUGCUGAUCACAAAACGAUGAGCAUUUACGAUAAAAGUGACUUGUUCUUUCAUGAUUAUAGUAUAGCUCCAUUGUUUGUGCAAGAAAAUUAUCUAAGCGUCGUCCCAAAUAUACCAGACUCAGCAAAAAAAAGCAAGCGAAUGGCGCUGUUUGCAGAUGCAGCUGAAAGUAUCAGUUACGGUGAUCUAACUGAUAAAAUUUUAAGAUCCACCAACAGCUGGAGUCUAUUACCAACGCAGGCCAUGUUUGCGAGUGUAAUUCCUGGGACCGUUCUUGAAGGGUACAUUGGAAACAAGAUUAAUUUCCCAGCUUGGCUAGGAAAAAAUUCUCGAAGGAAUAAACUCGAUAGAUUUUUGCAAGAGAUCCAUCAACACACAAGAUUGAGGGUCUCAGGCAGCAAGCAAGCAAUAAAUCUUGAUUACCUUGUUCCUCUACGAGAUCUAAUCUUGCAGCCUUUGAUCAAAAACGGCACUGAAGGAGUUCCGCAAGCCCUGGCUGCUUUGCAAAAUUACGAUUUAGUCAAAGAAGAUCUAGAAAGUCUAUUAGAAUUGAGUCAAUGGCCUGAUAAAAAAGAUCCCAUGUCUCUCAUUGAAAGCAAAACAAAAGCAGCAUUGACUCGUGCGUACAACAAAACAGGACCUGCAUGUCCCUACGCAAUACCGAGCGUUAAAAAAGGCUCAAAGAGAGGCCCGAGUGAUGAAACAGAUGAGCUAGGUAUCGAAGAUGGAGACGCUGAAGGAGAUGACCCUGAUGAUGAGGAAGAUGAUAAUCUUGAUGAUGGAAUGAUUGUCGUCAAGAAAACCGCCAACAAAGGUGGGGCUUCCUCGUCGAAAGGAGCAUCUACUUCAAAGGGGGCUUCUACAUCGAGAGGAGCACCAAAAGCUGGUGCACGCGGAGGAGGAAGAGGAGGAAAACGAGGGAAAAAGUAAAAAUUUUGAAUGAAGAACUCGUAUCUUAGGAUGUUAAGUAGCCAUUAACUAACUGCAAAACAAAUUUUGAGGAUCUUCUGAAGAAAGAAUUUCUAUUUUAGUCAUUUUACCUUUCAUAGCAUUCUUUUUUGUAUUUUAUUCUGACAGUAUCUUCAUAAAAUCACAGUAUAAACAAAGUUUCAACCUCACUCUUACUCAUAAAAAUUAAUUCACCAAAAAACAGGGAAAGAAAGCUUAUGCAGAGCAGUUGAUAAAAUUUUAAAAUAUGGACAGUAGAAGGGAAUUUUGAAGUUUAAUGCUAGAGAAGUAGAUCUCUUAGCUAAAUUUCUUCAGAGCCAUUUAUUUUUGAGGAAAGUCGCUGUAUGUUGUCAGCUGUGAAAACUGAAGGAAAAAACCAUGGUUUUCAACUUUUUCAAGUUUUAAAAUGCUGCUCAUUAAAAAGAGAUCUCUACAAAUUGAACCAUCUUUUUUUAAAAAGGAGGGUAUCCUGAAAACUCAACCUGUGAAGUUUAGUGUAAAUCAGGUCAAAUUUUCCUUCUGCUCAAAAAAAUUGUUUUCAACGCAAAAUCUUCACUUCUCUAGGAAAUUGAGAAUUAAAGUUGUAUGGCGAUUAGCCGCUUCUUUUUGUUUUCUGUAAAAAAAAUAAUAAAUUUGCUAAACAGAUUUAUUCUGAGUUGAAGUUUUAUUAAAAUUCUUUAAGAAGAUUUAGUUUUUUUACUCACGGUUGUCAGUCAAAAGAUGCUGAAGUGUAGCGAAGUCUGACUGUAUGAGGCAUAUUUGCAAAUUUAAAUAUUGAAGCCAAACACUCAGGUUCAAAAUUGUAAAUUUUGUAAAAAUUUAUUAUAUUCCCUAAUUUAUUUAUUCAGCAGCGCGGACCUGCGUUAAUACCGGUGUUUUAUUUUUUUAACAUUGUUAUUAGACAUGUAAGUGUCAAUAUGACAAAUCCUGUGAUCACUCUCAUUAAAUUAAGCUCUUUCCUCAGGAAUGCAUUUUAUAUUUCUAUAAUGGAUCAGUAGACGACAAGCAAAAUUAGGCACCACCAUACAUGUUUCCUGAUCAACAUUUUAUGUAACUUAUGAUGGAAGCACUUAAACUUUCCAUCUUAAAACUCAUAAGUUAGCAAAUAGUGGUUUUUUGUCUAUAUUAAUUCACACCGCUCAACAUUCCAUGUAAAAUAUGAUGGAUAAGUCAAAUUGAGCACUAGAGUAAUUUCGUUGUACUUUAUGAUGGAAAAAUUUUCCCGUGUAUCAACUCUUUUUUUUUUGAAAAAGAUGAAGAUAUAUUUUUAUCAGAAUAGGAAGGAAAUUUAUGUGAAACCAAGAUCUAGUAAUUUGCCUACGCGUAGGUCGAUUUAAUUACCGAAUUUGGCCCUUGUUGAUUAUGGGUUUUUUUUUCCAGCUUUGAAUCAGCUUUUCCGAGUUUGAAUUUUCUGUUUAUGAUGUAAAUUACCAACGUUAUUUCAAUAAUGAAUGACAAUUGUUUUUUCAUAUGUUCAACAUGUUUUGCGUAUAAUUUGGAUGCGAAAAUAUGCUCUUUAGUGCUUAGUUCCACACCCUGUCCAGAGGUCCAUUAGCUUUUUCUUAGCUUGUUAUAUUUAUGUAAGUUCCAAUUUUCAUCUCAAAAUCUUCGUACACCUCAGAAGGAGAUAAUUUAUUAUAGUUAAGUCAAAUGAAAUGCUUAGUGCCCAGUACUGGUCAGUCGAAUACCAGGUUUUAAUUCCUUGAUCUUGUAAUACUCUAUUUUGUUAGUCUCUAUUCGAAAAGUAACAUUCCAAAUGGAAGAGUAAAUGAACCCUGUCAUCAUAAUUUUUUAAAAUAAAUUAUUCAAUAAACGAAUAA
This is a messenger RNA of Bemisia tabaci, 4843 nucleotides long. RefSeq names its product germ line transcription factor 1 (gene Gnf1). Gene Ontology annotation, biological process: DNA repair; DNA replication. NCBI's taxonomy places the organism in Eukaryota, Metazoa, Arthropoda, Insecta, Hemiptera, Aleyrodidae. Gene Ontology annotation, cellular component: DNA replication factor C complex; nucleus. The record is from RefSeq and is a predicted model, not a curated record. Gene Ontology annotation, molecular function: DNA clamp loader activity; ATP binding; ATP hydrolysis activity.